Messenger RNA from Cinara cedri, 249 nucleotides. The record is from the annotation of a GenBank genome assembly. NCBI's taxonomy places the organism in Eukaryota, Metazoa, Arthropoda, Insecta, Hemiptera, Aphididae.
AUGGAAUACGUUAUUAAACAAUGGAGACGAGCCCAAGUGAUCAUGGUACUUAAACCUGGAAAACCACCAGAACAAGUAACUUCAUAUAGACCAAUUUCGCUUCUUCCAAGCAUCUCAAAAUUAUUCGAAAAACUACUUAUAAAACACUUAAAACCGUUAAUAGAAGAAAAACAGCUUGUACCGGAACAUCAGUUUGGAUUUCGAAAUAAAACUCAACAAUUGACCAGGUCCAUCGUGUCACCAACGUAA